CCCGCCCCUGAGUCUGGAGCAGCAGCAGCAGCAACAGCAGUGGAGCCUCACUGCCUCUCCUCGCCUCGCAGUGCGGGAAUAUACCAGCGGAGAGCAGAAUGGAUACGGAAGGGAGCCAGAGCAGCCUGUCCUCCGGCACGGACAACUCCCCCCACGACCCCUGCAAAAUGUUCAUCGGGGGUCUGAGUUGGCAGACAACACAAGAGGGCUUGAAGGAGUACUUCUGUAAAUUUGGCGAGGUGAAGGAGUGUAUGGUGAUGCGGGAUCCCGUUACCAAGCGGUCGAGGGGUUUUGGGUUUGUGACGUACGCAGAACAAGCCGGCGUGGAAAAGGUUUUGGCGCAAAACAGACACGAGUUGGAUUCCAAAACGAUCGACCCAAAGGUGGCGUUUCCUCGCCGGGCUCAGCCUAAGCUGGUGACCAGGACAAAGAAGAUCUUUGUUGGAGGACUGUCAGUCAAUACCACCAUAGAAGAUGUGAAGCAUUACUUCGACCAGUUUGGAAAGGUCGAUGAUGCCAUGCUUAUGUUCGACAAAACAACCAACAGACACAGAGGCUUUGGCUUUGUUACCUUUGAGAAUGAAGACGUGGUGGAAAAAGUGUGUGAGAUCCACUUCCAUGAGAUCAACAACAAAAUGGUUGAGUGUAAGAAAGCCCAACCCAAGGAGGUGAUGACACCGACGGGCUCAGCCAGAGGCCGCUCCAGAGUUAUGCCCUACGGGAUGGACGCCUUCAUGCUGGGAAUCGGCAUGCUGGGCUACCCGGGCUUCCAGACUACCACUUACACCAGCCGCAGUUACUCUGGAAUUGCUCCUGGUUACACUUACCAGUUCCCAGAAUUCCAUUUAGAGAGGACCCCCCUCCUGACAUCAUCCCACCCCCCUGAGCUGGCAGCCAUUCCCCUGACUGCAUAUGGACCAAUGGCAGCAGCCGCAGCAGCAGUAGUUAGAGGCUCCACCCCUUCACGUACAGCUGGUUUCCUGGGAACCAGCAGCCCUGGACCAAUGGCUGACCUGUACGCUGCAGCCAAUCAGGACUCAGGAGUCAGCAGUUACAUCAGCGCUGCUAGCCCCGCCCCCAGCACAGGGUUCGGCCACGGUCUAGGGGGUCCUCUGAUUGCUACUGCGUUCACUAAUGGCUACCACUGAGAAGACUCAGGUCACUGAAGACGGGAGGGCUUAUCCUCCGCUGAUGAGCCAAUCAACAUGCUGACUGCCCACUGAUGGCACGACCUGAUUGGCCAGCCACAGGCACUACAGGGCUCUCCUGGCUCCCUGUGGCUCCACCCACCGACUGAAUAUCUUUUUAAAUCCUGAACUCUGUUUUGCUGUACUAAUCUCACUUCAACAUAACAUCCCCGUCUCUCCUCUUUUGUCCUCAUGUAGUCUAAUAACUAGGUCCCCGUCUCCAGUAUCCAUUAUUUUCUUUUGAAGCUGAGAAAAGAAAACUGCAACAAAAAAAAAAGAAAAAAAAAAAGAAAAAAAUCUCUGAG
This is a messenger RNA of Scatophagus argus, 1492 nucleotides long. Its product is annotated as RNA-binding protein Musashi homolog 1-like. Gene Ontology annotation, cellular component: cytoplasm. The record is from RefSeq and is a predicted model, not a curated record. Gene Ontology annotation, molecular function: RNA binding. NCBI's taxonomy places the organism in Eukaryota, Metazoa, Chordata, Actinopteri, Scatophagidae. Bases 99 to 1148 code for a protein of 349 amino acids. The transcript has 14 exons.